UUGAAUUUGAAACACUUUCCUUUGAUCAGGUUUUGUUGUUGCCUCCGCUGUAAAAUUUUAUGCAGUUCAUUGAAUUGGAAAUUUUGGGGUUUGGUUUGAUUUGAUUUGGACAUGAUGUAAAAUUGCAAUGCAAUCUUUAUGUACUUAUCUAUAUGAAGGUAAAAGUAACGUGGAGAUCCUUGUACUAGGAGUUGGAUUGUAUUUUGACCUAUUUAUUCAAAAAAUGAAUAAAUUAGUCCUGUAUAUUAGAUUAGAGAGCAAACUAGUUUUUAACAAUAGAACUGGAUGAAAAUUUUAAGAGAUAGAUUAAUUUGCUCUCAAAUCUUAACGAAUAGGGACUAAUUUACCUAAUUUUUUUUAGUAUAGAGGGCAACAUACAAUGUGAGUCCUAGUAUAGGAGCUUUCAUGGUACUUUUACCAUAUUUUGUAUUAUUGGUUUUGUUGGCGGACAUAAAUUGCUCCUAUUGUAUGAUAAGACAUUGAGCUGUAUGCAAUAGAGUUCUUAUGCCUAUAUUGGCGUUAUGUUCUCGGCCAUGCAAAACCGGUGUUGAUUCGUGUUUUUAUUUUCUUGUGGCAGAAGCGUAUGGGAUUUGCAUAUAUGAUGGGGUGUUUUACAGUUUUGAAAAGUAAGAAGAAAAAGUCCGAGCAGGUAGUUUUUGUAAAGCCGAUUGCUUGUAAGGAGCUUGUGCCCACAGCACUGCCUGAGCCCCAAGUUCAGACCCGGUCAUUGCGGUCGGCGCCCCCAAGUUUUAGAACCAGAGUGAAACUGAUUCAUCUUAAUAAUAAGACAACCUGUGAUAGGACGCAUGCAUUAUCUGCACCAUCAAGCUUUGAUGCUGCUGAGCAAGAUGCACUGACAUUUGCUGAAUUCGUAGAACAGGAAGAGUUCAAAAGUCAUGUUGGAUUAGUGAAGGAACCGAGGUCACCAAGUCCGCAACCUCUUCCACUUCCUUCUCCCCGUGGUACCGUGUUGAAGACAAUGGGAAGCUUUAAAUUAGCGAAUGCUAGUGUCCCUUUGGUUGCUUCCGGACCAUUGCCCCUGCCUCCCUGUGGAACACUACGAAACUUUGGUUACGAAGAAAUCGCUGCAGCUUGCCAUCAUUUCGCUUCUGAUAGAUGCAUAUCCGAGGGUCUUUCUUUUGUUAUGUAUAAGGCUUCUUUUGGAGAUGAUGCAUCGAGUUCAAAGAAGUUUGAAGCUACUGUUAUUCGCCUUAACUCGUCUACUCAGGGUUUAAGGGAGUUUAUCAACGAAGUAAACACUCUUGCAUUGUUGCAAAAUCCAAACCUCUGUAAAUUGCUUGGAUACCAUGCACGUGAUAGUUCGGAACAAAGAAUGUUGGUCUACGAGAGGCUGUUUCAUGGAAGUUUAGAUCGGCUUUUAUACGGGAGGUCUGAUGGACCACCACUUGAUUGGAAUGCCCGAACGAAAAUCGCUUUAUGUUCUGCACAGGGUCUUGCUUUCUUGCAUGAGGAAGGACCGUUUCUGGCAAUGUACAAUGAAUUUUCAACUGCCAACAUACAAAUCGAUAAAGAUUUCAGUGCAAAGCUAUCGGGAUACGGGUGUGUUGGUCAUAUACCUGAGACGGGAGGGAUUUCUGUUAAUGCAGUUGCUGUGGCAAAUCUUUCAGUCGAGACCUUGGAGAAAGGAUGGUUAACUCCAAAGAGCAACGUUUGGAGUUUCGGAAUUGUCUUACUGGAAUUAGUUACUGGCCGGAAAAACCUCGAUAACCGUUAUCCUAAAGAAGAGAGGAACUUAGUGAAAUGGAGUCGGCCAUUCUUAGCCGAUGGUUAUAGAUUAUCACUCAUCAUGGAUCCUCAUCUUAAAGGUCGUUUUCCUAUGAAAGCGGCUCGCACUAUUGCUGACAUUGCACAAAGAUGUCUCCAAAAGGAUCCAUCCGAAAGACCGACAAUGAGAACCGUAGUUGAGAAUCUCAAAGUCGUCCAAGAUAUAAAAUAUUCGUGCUGGUUUCCGUUACAAGAGCCAGCGACAAUUGUCGGAAAACAAAUGUCAAGGUCACCUAGUUUUAACGGGGUUAUUACUCUGGCACCUGGGUUAAGUUUCUUACCAUCGCCACCGUCAAGAACCGGACUAUUCAUUUCUCUGACAAGACCACCUACUUCGGUAUCGGCACUUCCGUCCCGAGCUUGUUCUUCUACACUUUCAUUACAAGAACUUGAAAGGCAAGAAGCUAGAAGAUCAGCAGCAACAACCAUUGGAAGGACUAGCGUGGAAGUGGAAGGAUUUUGAUUGUUUAUAAAUAUGGAUUUAUUUCAUUUGUUCCAUUUAAAAAAAAAAAUUAUUCAUUUCAAUCCAACAUAUACAAAAAUUAUUCAUUUAAAUUCUGUAUAUAAGAGUGAAAAUCUAAUCUGAAAAUGGAUCCAUUAUUUUGUGCCAAUCCAUAUUGUUUAUGGUAAA
Molecule: messenger RNA, 2416 nt
Organism: Gossypium arboreum
Lineage: Eukaryota; Viridiplantae; Streptophyta; Magnoliopsida; Malvales; Malvaceae
Product: probable serine/threonine-protein kinase PBL1
Exons: 4
Coding region: 584-2248 (554 amino acids)
Biological process (GO): protein phosphorylation
Molecular function (GO): ATP binding; protein kinase activity
Source: RefSeq, a predicted model, not a curated record